AUGCCUUAUACCCAUCGACGGUAUAUUUUGGCUGCUGCUCUCGCCGAAACUGCUCUACUAACAAACGAUUCAUCGCUUCAACAACAAUUUUAUUCACAAGCAGCUGCAUUCGCACAGAAUGGCUUGUCGCUACAAGAGCCAAGUGGUUUCAAUCCAGAGAAGGGCGGCUACGAUUCAAGUUAUAAUGCAUAUGGUUUAUAUCAAGCUUGUAAUUAUUUAGUAGUGUGUCCAGAUUCUAGUCUCCAACAGCAAUUAACAAACAUGUUGUCAAAAUCAUUUGUGUGGCAACUGACACGAAUGAAUUCAGAUGGAAGUGCAAACUUGACGGGUAAUACUCGAGUUACUGCUAUUCCUGGUACAGGUGAAGUCGCCAGAAGUGGUUACGAUAAGAAUUAUGAUUAUAAAGCAACUAUUUACGCAUUUGAAUUGGGAUCUGUUUUACUUCAAAGUGAAACGCUGCACAAUGAAGCACGAUUAGUAGCCAGUUAUGUGGGCUAUAUACAUUAA
Molecule: messenger RNA, 507 nt
Organism: Rotaria sp. Silwood1
Lineage: Eukaryota; Metazoa; Rotifera; Eurotatoria; Philodinida; Philodinidae
Source: the annotation of a GenBank genome assembly